UAGCUACCCAGCCAGUAUCAUGCCUCCUUGGGGGUGGGCAAACACGGCGGGUUCUUUCUCCAAGAAAAAUAAUAUGGGGAAAUGAUAGCUACCCAGCCAGUAUCAUGCCUCCCACAGAGUCUCCUUCCCUGAGACUAUGAGAGUCUCAUGCGAACCAUGCGACGCCCACCUCCCCCUUCCCAUUCUCCCGAGCUCCCAUUGCUUUAUCAGUUUACCACACGCCCAGUCACGUUCAUACAGAUACAACUGAAUGAGCUCCUAAGCCGAGCUUCUUUUCAGAGAUACCUUCCUCUUCCAUCGACCCACAAAGGCAAAAGCACGUAUUCAGGUGCAUUCCAGAUAGGAGAUGAGUAUGCUAGAUGCAACCAGAGCAGAACUUGCUCUUGUAGUCUUGUAUCAGAACAAAACUGAAGCCAGGGAUAAGAUCUGCAGAACUAUACAGUUUGGUUCAAAAUUCUUGAGCAAUGGAGAGCCUGGUAUAGCUCAAAACAUUGACAAAUCAACUGGCUUGGCGCGUAAAGUUUUCCGCCUUUUUAAGUUUGUCAAUGAUUUGCAUGCUUUAAUUAGUCCAGCUCCCGAGGGAACUCCCCUACCAAUUGUUUUACUUGGAAAGUCUAAAAAUGCACUACUGUCUUCUUUCUUGUUUCUCGAUCAAAUUGUCUGGCUUGGGAACGGUAUCUAUAAGAACAAAGAGCGUGCAGAACAAAUUGGCAGAAUCUCUUUUUACUGUUUUAUGGGUUCCUCAGUUUGUACCACCUUGGUUGAGCUUGCGGAACUUGGAAGGUUGUCUGCAUCAAUGAGGAAGUUGGAAAAGGAUCUUUAGAACACUGAUAAGUACCAAGUAUGUAAAGCUCAAUGGUCCACACUUACGAGCAGAAGAUGUUCAUAUUAUCCCUUCUGCAGUAUCUCAUACUGAAUAAUUUCACCUUUGGUUGGAGAAUGCAGAAUGAACAAUACCUUAGCAAGCUCAAGCAGUCAAAUAAAAGGUCAUUAAAUCUGAUCAAAGCAGCUAUGGAUAUAGUGGUUGCAGUUGGGAUACUUCAACUGGCACCUAAGAAAGUCACUACUCGUGCAACGGGAGGCUUUGGAUUUGUCACCUCACUCAUCGAUUGUUAUCAGUUGCUUCUACUGCUCCGAAGCCGAAGGCAUCCUGAAGAAGGACAGACAGUAUAGGUCCACAUUUGGCAGUACAAUCAAAAUAAUAUUCCAGGUUGAUAAGGAUAUAGUCAUCUGUAGCCAACCCCAUUAAAUUGGGGAUAAGGCUGAGUUUUUUUUUUUUUGGGCAUACUCCUCCGCUUGACAUCUGUUCAUGAUUCAUUCCUCUCUGUUUCACUUUCAUAUGGUAAAUGAUAUUUGUCGAAGCUUUUGUUGAUUUGAUAGUCGGAAGAUGCACAUACAUUAGACGCAUGUGCCCAUACAAACAUGCUCACUGCAAUAUUGUAUCCGAACAUGAAUGCACACUACAUCUCCCUUUGAAUGCGAUGCCUGCAUGGUGGGGAACUUGUGUAUUUGUGGGGAAAAUCUCAGGUCUGCGUAUGCAGACAAUUUUACAGGUCGGGCCCGCCAUUACAUACCGUGUUUAACAGAUCAAGUGAGACAAGAUUCAGCAUAAAUGAAUGAUUCAAAGAAAGUGUUUUAAUCUUACAUUUGGACAGUCAAGAAUUAUUCCAAAAUGAUUUCUAAAUGUCUUGUAGAGUAGCACUUAGAUCUGAUGGUUAAGAAUUAUUAUCAUUCUGAUUAUUUGAUCUUCCUAUAUGUAGGUCUUGAUAAUCUCAAAGUAUGACUGGUUGCAUAUUUUUGGGUUA
Macadamia integrifolia is the source of this 1805-nucleotide messenger RNA. RefSeq names its product peroxisomal membrane protein 11C. Gene Ontology annotation, biological process: peroxisome fission; regulation of peroxisome size. NCBI's taxonomy places the organism in Eukaryota, Viridiplantae, Streptophyta, Magnoliopsida, Proteales, Proteaceae. Gene Ontology annotation, cellular component: peroxisomal membrane. The record is from RefSeq and is a predicted model, not a curated record.